UGCAGAACUAACUCUACCUUGUAUAAAUUCAACUCGCACAUGUUUAGUUUGUUUACUAAAUACUAAUUAGUGUGGAUUUGUGUUAAAAUGUGUGGGAUAUUUUGUUGCGUUUCAAAUCCAUUAGAUGUACAUUCUUGUCUAAAAAACUCAAAUCUAAUGCAAAGACUUGAAAACCGAGGUCCAAAUGCUACACAAUUUAAAGAAUGUGGUAAUGCAUUAUUUGGAGGAUUUGUUUUGUGGCAUCAAGGGACUGAAAUUUGCGUACAACCUUUAGAAUCCGAUUCUCAUCUCCUUCUUUUUAACGGGGAUAUAUUUAAUAUAAAUAAUUGUGAAUUACGAAAUAUGUCAGAUUCACAAUGGAUUUUUGGAAAACUGUCGAAUGCAAAAGAUGAAUAUGAACUUAUUAGUUAUUUUAAAACCAUUGAAGGGCCAUACAGUAUUAUAUUUUAUGAUAAAGCUAAUAAAACGAUUUACUUUGCACGAGAUUCCCUUGGACGAAAUUCUCUUCUUAUUGAAAAAAAUUGUGAACAUUUUCGUUUACUCAGCACAUCUUCUAACACUAACAUGGAAAAUAACACCAUGGAACUUCCACCGCUGGGAAUUUACAAAAUAAAUAUUGAAGAUCUUAAAAACUGCUAUCUGUUUCCUUGGCGAAUUCCAGAUGAGGACUGGCACGCUCAAAUAGAAAGAUUAGAAAAAUCCUGUGAUAUAGAAAUCAAAAUUAGAAAUCAUAUUGAAUGUCCGUGGUCAUCUAAUGAAUUAAAGGAUAAUAAGUAUAAUUUUAACUUAUAUGAUCUGGCGAGCAGUACAACAUUUUCAACAACGUCGGAACUGUAUGACUUUUAUUUAAAAAAUAAUGAUGUGUUUAAUGCAAUACAUCAGUUCUCGGUACUUAUAGAGGAAUCCGUAAAAAAACGAGUACAAUAUACCACACCAUGUUGUGCCUCAUGUUUAGGAAAGAUAAACUCAUGUACUCAUUCAAAGGUAGCAAUUUUAUUUUCUGGUGGCAUUGAUUGUUCCAUUUUAGCGGUGUUGUGUGACAAAUUUAUUCCUAAAACAGAUUCAAUUGAUUUGGUUAAUGUGGCAUUCGAAAGUACGAGAACAGAUAGUAAUUGGGACGUCCCAGAUAGAAUUUCUGGGAAAUCAUCGUUUAAGAAUUUAAUAGAUAUAUGUCCCGAUAGGAAAUGGAACUUUAUCGAAGUAAAUGUCAGCAAGAAGGAGAUACAUCAGUGUUUAAGUGAUCAUAUAAAACAUCUUAUUUAUCCACUCAAUACAGUACUCGACGAAUCAAUUGGUUGUGCAUUCUGGUUUGCAUCACGGGCUAUAGGUUUAAAAGGUGAUAGUAACUGGAAAUCAUCCGCUCGAGUUGUAAUAUUAGGAAGUGGCGCUGAUGAGUUAUUUGGUGGUUAUGUACGACAUAAAAAUGCUUACAUUCGUCAUAAUGGGACAGAAGAGGAAAAGCAAUUGAAUCUUCUCAGUGAAUUAGAAAAAGAUUGGAAUAGAAUUCCGUCACGUAAUUUGGCAAGAGAUGAUCGUGUAAUAUCUGAUAAUGGAAAAACGCCAAGAGCACCUUUUAUUGAAGAACAUGUUGUAAAUUUUGUACGUUCUUUAAGUCCAAACCAAAGAUGUUGCUUUUUGUUGGAGGAUGGAAUUGGCGAUAAAUUAUUUUUAAGACUAUAUGGGUAUUAUAUUGGCUUAAAAAGUUCUGCAUUUUUGAAAAAGAGAGCAAUACAAUUUGGUUCCAGGAUUGCAAAUAAAAAACAAAAUGCUGCAGAUCGCUCAAGUUAUAUGUGAUUCGUCAUCCAAAUUGUUGAACAUGAUAUUGUUAUAGUAUGGUUUACUAUAUAAUAAAAAAUAGACAAAUACUAAGGGUUUUCAUAUAAACGUUCAAAAGUCUCGCAAAAUUUGAAUUUGUCACAAAUUGUAUUGGAUUUUACUUUCACAACAUGGAUACAGUUGAUCGCCUAAUUGAACUUACAAGUUUAAACCAAAUUCUUCUAAAUAAGACAAAUAGCCAUUUUUUCAUAAUACCCUUAUUACUUUUUUAUACUUUAAAUAUGAUGUAAAUGAAAAUAAUAAAGUUGCUGAAUAUUUUUGAAAUUUAUUCAAAAAGCUA
This is a messenger RNA of Lucilia sericata (common green bottle fly), 2116 nucleotides long. RefSeq names its product asparagine synthetase domain-containing protein CG17486. Gene Ontology annotation, molecular function: asparagine synthase (glutamine-hydrolyzing) activity. The record is from RefSeq and is a predicted model, not a curated record. Bases 88 to 1794 code for a protein of 568 amino acids. The transcript is spliced from 7 exons. Lineage: Eukaryota; Metazoa; Arthropoda; Insecta; Diptera; Calliphoridae.